This is a messenger RNA of Saprolegnia diclina VS20, 1632 nucleotides long. RefSeq lists its product as hypothetical. The transcript is spliced from 2 exons. Lineage: Eukaryota; Oomycota; Saprolegniomycetes; Saprolegniales; Saprolegniaceae. Bases 1 to 1632 code for a protein of 543 amino acids. The record is from RefSeq and is a predicted model, not a curated record.
AUGCAGCGCGCUUCCGACGUGGCUCUUCGCUACUCGACUGCGUCGAUCGACAAGCUCAAUACUGAAGCGUACGUCGGCGUGGCCACCCCGAAAAUUGACUUGGAAGGCGGUGCACUCCGCGCCGGCGGGCCGCCCGUCUACACGAGUCGAGAGGUGCUUGCCCUCCUCUUCCAGUAUGGCUGCGCUGGCAUUCUCUUGGGCGGCUUCAGUAGCAUCAGUUACCCGCUCUUCACGGGCUACUUCCAUAUGACCGGUGCGCAGUCCAACUCGGUUCGGACGCUUAUGGGCCUUGGCUGGACGUGCAAGGUCUUCUUCGGCCUCCUCACCGACUGCGUUCCGAUCUGCGGCUACCGUCGCAAGUCGUGGAUCAUCAUCGGGUGGCUCUGCUGCCUUGCAGUCAUGCUUGGCAUCGCUUGCAUGGACCUCGGGCGUCCGUACUACGGGGACCCAGCGCUUCUGGACAUUCCGCCCGAGAAUCUCACGGCCGCCGACCUCGCCCAAAUCAACGAGUCGGCGCCGACGACGGGGGGCACGCUCGCGAUCCUGAUCGGCCUUGCGACUGCGUUCUACGUUCGCGAGCCCGCGUCGGUGCGCGGACGCAUUCAGUCGCUGGCGUACGCCGUGCGGACGGGCUUUUGCACGAUCUCGAUGGUGAUUGUGGGCGUGUGCAUGAACUCGCCGCGGUUUGCCGGCAGCUUUGACUGGGACUUUGGCGUCAACACGAUCUUCAUCGUCUUUUGCGCGCCGUGCGUGCUCAUGCCGCCCGUGGCUUUCUUUUUCAUUCACGACACCAAGAUGCCGCCGUUCGACCUGCGGUCGUACCUCCAGCAGACUUGGGCGACGAUCCAGCGGCGGGUGACGUGGCAGCUCGUCCUCUUCAUCUUCUUCUCGCAGCUCCUCGGCGGCUACAGCCUUACGACGACCGCGGGCCCGUACGUCAUGAUGGUGUGGGCCAACGUCAAGAACCUCCAGAGCCAAAUCCAGGCCAUGGCGUAUGCUGGUGUCCUCAGUAUUGUCGUCGCGAUCAUUGGCAAGUACGGCACGCACUGGAACUGGCGCGUUGUCGUCGUCUCGACCACGCUCUCGGUGGUCGUUAUUGACUCGAUCGUGCAAUUCUGCACCAUCUUCAACGUGUGGCGGUCGCCCUAUUUCUACUUGGGCGCGCCGCUCGUCGAGUCGGUGCCCCUCGGUAUUCAGUACAUUGUCACGACAUUUUUGAUCGCCGAAGUCGCCGGCGUUGGCAACGAAGGCAUGAUGGUCGGCCUCUUCAUGACGACGUUCAACCUCCCGAGCACGGUCGGCCCGGUGCUUGCCAACAUGCUCUACGCGUCCUUUGAGGUGGAUGCGACUUCGAUCAGCGCGGAUUCGAUGGCCACCCGAUACCAAGUCGCGUACUCGUACGUGAUUUACUACGCAGCAAUGCUAUUGUCGUGCGUUACGGUCGUGCUGCUGCCACCCCAAAAGGCCGAGUUGCACCAGCUCCAGCGCGACGCAGGGUCGUACCCGAAGGUUGCGAUCGCCGUGUGCAUUUUCAUUGUCGUCAUGUUUGUUGUUGCCGUCACGGGCAGCGUCCUCUCAAUGUUUCCGUCGACGUCGUGCCUCUUGCUCGCGGGCGGGUCGGGCUGCGAGUAG